This is a messenger RNA of Penicillium expansum, 318 nucleotides long. RefSeq lists its product as uncharacterized. NCBI's taxonomy places the organism in Eukaryota, Fungi, Ascomycota, Eurotiomycetes, Eurotiales, Aspergillaceae. Bases 1 to 318 code for a protein of 105 amino acids. The transcript has a single exon. The record is from RefSeq and is a predicted model, not a curated record.
AUGUACUUGAAGCCGAGAGUCUUCUGGGAGCCGGAAUUACCAGGCUUUGAGGGGCCUUACUCCCCAUCAUACUGCUUCCUUGUCUCGCAUGGUGAUCGCCACAUAGUCUUCGACCGCGGUUUACGCAUUGACUGGGAAGAAGCUUUUCCCCCCAAGAUUGUGCAGCUUGUCAAGGCCACUACCACGAUAUUAUCAUGCAACAGGGACGUGGUCUCAGUACUGGAUGAAGAUAGUAGCGGCCUGAACAUCCACAGCUCCGACAUUGAGGCCGUAAUAUGGUCACAUAACCACUUCGACCACACAGGCGACCCAUCUUGA